Molecule: messenger RNA, 2709 nt
Organism: Phytophthora nicotianae INRA-310
Lineage: Eukaryota; Oomycota; Peronosporomycetes; Peronosporales; Peronosporaceae
Exons: 4
Molecular function (GO): ATP hydrolysis activity; ATP binding
Source: RefSeq, a predicted model, not a curated record
CAUGGAUACAUUUUACACUUUAUCAAUGCUGGUGGAGGUGACAGAGUCGGGCAGCGCUACCAGCACUGCGUACGUGUCUCCAGCCACGUUUAAGGGAUUGGAUGCUGCGUGGGGAUGCUAUGCGUCGUUGCAGCGCUGUAAACUGCAUUCGUUGCGCAUUUUUCACUUGCAGAUUGAUGAAAAGCUGGCGGGUGUAGUUGAGAGAAUGGUCAGGAUUGACCACUGGCCAUCGUGUAGCGAGGAUCCGAGCGCAAACGAAUGCUGCAAUGCAGUUGCGACUGGAGAUGAAGUGAAUCUUAAGCUAGUAGCACCGUCGGACGUUCGGAUCGUGCAAUACUUGGCGUUGGCACCAGCGGGUGAACAGCAGAUGAAGCUCGCGCUCCCGUUCGCUAAGAGUUUGCUGCGUGGUCGGAUCUUGACAGGACGAGCAGGGUCCAUUACGCUAAAGCGUGACGGAUUGGAUUAUGGCAAGUGGAGUUACGAGGCAUUUUUUAGUGGACGCAGUGGGGAUGAAGUUGAGCUGUUUGAUGGUGGACUCGUGACGGACGAGACGUUGGUGUUGAUGUUCCCGUCUGCUACGUCGCCGUCAAUGAGAUCACCGCUAACCAAGCGGAAAUAUCAGCAUUUAGGGGCUCAUACUCGUGGGUUCCGAGAGUUGGUGGCGAUGGCGCUUCAACGAACGUCGACCGCUGUGGUGGAUGCUGCAAUCCCGACCACUGCCGCCCCUCACUCACUGCUGUUGCACGCACCGAGUGGUGCUGGCAAGACGACGCUAGUGCAUCAGAUUGCGGAGGAAAUGGGAGCGAAUUUACUCGUACUGGAUGGUGGGCUGUUAGCGUCUCCACAAUUACGUUUGGAAGACUUUUUCUCAGCUGCACUACGGAUCCAGCCGUGUGUUCUGCUGUUAGAGGAUCUCGAGCUAUUAUUCCCCAUGACUUUGGAUGAAACCAAGUAUAAACUUGUUUGUCGGCUGGUAAACUGUCUCGAGAGCAUUCACAAAGCUGGCUCAAUUUGCGUUGCAGUCAUUGGCACCGUGUCAGUACUUAGUGCUCUGCAUUCAAAAGUGCGACAGCUCUUCACUGAGGAAGUAUUUCUUGAUGUUCCUGACAACCAAUGGACCGUUGAAUUAUUAACUUCAUUGGUACCUCGGUCAAAGCUACUGCGCCGCGAAUUUCUCAUGUCGUUAGCGGUUCGCUACGGUCAAAGGCCAAGCAACAUCGCGUCCAUUGCUCAACAAAUCUGUACGCGUCUGUCAAGUGGAGACAGCCAGGAUGUCAGCGUAGAGAAACUUGAAUCGGAAAUCGCGGCUUCAGCACGUGAAAUCUCCAGUACCAGCAACGGUGCAGAUACUCUUAGCUCUUCGGUCCCAGAUGUCUCGUGGAGCGAUAUCGGCGGUCUAGAGCGCGUCAAGCAAAACUUGAUCGAGAUGGUUGUGUGGCCGUUGGAGAAGCCGGAAGUUUUUCGUCGAAUGGGAAUCUCAUCGCCUUUAGGUAUGGUGCUGCACGGUCCUCCAGGUACAGGAAAGACCAUGCUCGCCAAAGCAACAGCCAAGGCAAGCGGAUGCAACUUCCUCAAUCUGUCAGCUAGCGAUCUAAUGAAAGCUGAGAUUGGUGAGAGUGAGAAGGCCAUUACUCGUGCGUUCGAUACUGCCCGGGCACUGAGUCCGUGUAUGAUCUUCAUCGACGAGUUCCAAUCACUAUUUGGCAGCCGAUCAACGGCAGGCCAGACAACAUCUCGAAUGAUUUCUCAGCUGCUGAUGGAGCUCGAUGCACUGAAGGCGGUAUCUGAUGAUAGCAAAGCUCAUGCCUCUGACGUUGCUGCUGGUCGGAUCUUUGUUCUCGCAGCUACAAACGCCUUGUCUGCCAUCGAUCCGGCAUUCCUUCAGCCUGGUGCGUGUGAUAAUUUCACCUUUGAUCCAACAGAGCCUGUUUUACCUGCUAUGCUUUUCUCUUUCUAGGUCGCUUCGAGAAUGUCGUGUAUGUUGGGCUGCCUAACGCCAACGAACGUAACGCCAUUCUGGAGAUUCAAUGCAACAAGAUGCCAUGGAGCCAAGACGUCGAGCUCACCAAACUGGUCCUAGAGACAGAAGGUGCUAAUGCAGCGUCACUGAUAGCGCUGUGCCAAUCUGCAGCGAUCCAAGCCAUGCAGCGGAUACCUGCCAACGCUCCUGUAGACGAACAGUGCAUUGCGAUGGUCGACUUCGACACAGCAUUGGCGAAAGGGAAAUUUGACUUCCAAAAACCCGAACAGUAACUAGAAUGUUGCAGAAUUGGGAAGCAAUGACACUGUUGGAAUGAUCAGAAUCGUUGGCGCCACACUAUUCUCUAAGAUCCGAAGCUCGCGUACGCCAGCAGCGCCUUCUUGACGCCUGGAGGGAACUUGAACAAGGACAACUCACCUUGAAAUACCUCAGUGAUGCGAUAAAUACCGCUGUCGAUUCCUGUGAGCAAGAACCGUAAAAAUGGUCAGCUACAGGAACGUAUUACGCUUCCACAACAGCAACACAACUCACCUUUUGCUAGGGCCGUGGCUUGUUGCACGUAGACAUCGGUCGUACUGCUCUCCUUCAAGCACGUCUCCAUGUAUGCGUCCAAUGCAUUGCGGCACUCCAAGAGCGACGAAACUACAGCAGGUACAGUGUGCUACAGAACAAAAAGACAAUGUCAAUAGUUAGCAGCAGCAGUUCACAAAGAAACAGAGACUUACCUG